This is a messenger RNA of Amphibalanus amphitrite, 2568 nucleotides long. RefSeq lists its product as uncharacterized. Gene Ontology annotation, molecular function: transcription regulator activity. Gene Ontology annotation, cellular component: nucleus. The record is from RefSeq and is a predicted model, not a curated record. Lineage: Eukaryota; Metazoa; Arthropoda; Thecostraca; Balanomorpha; Balanidae. The transcript is spliced from 2 exons. The coding region runs from base 411 to 1364 and encodes 317 amino acids.
AGUCGCGUACUGCGCAGGCGCGGGGCGGCAGGGGCGCACCCAGUGCCACUGCCAGCCGCCUGCGCGGAGCCGAACGGACUUCGAUCGGCUGCAACAAGGAAUAAGACGAAAUCCAUGAUGUAAUUAGACGAGCCACUAUACCGUUUCAUGUCUGAGUGUGAUCUGGGGGUGAAAAUGAGUUUCAGUAAACAGGUCCACAGCAGGACGGCCAAGGUCGGUCAUCCAGUUGACCGGUGACCCCACCUUCCACGCGCCUGGAGCCGCCCGUGCGGCGCGCCGCUCGGUCGGGGCCGAACCGGCCGCCGUCGCCGUCUGUCUCCACAUACCAGCACCGUCGCCGGCGCGCGAGGUCCGUGCAGCUGCCGAGCCCACCGGGCCGAGAAUGUGCUCACGCCGUUCGGCUGUCUACGAUGCCGUGUUCUCCCGGUCUAGCUGAGUUUGAGGUGGAUGUGAUGGGUCACGUGAUGUCUGAGGUUCCCGAGACGGGCGAGAAGCGGCCGCCCGAGUACGCCGCCGAGCAGCUCAUCAAGAGGAUCCGGCCGGGCGGCUGGACGGAGGAGACGCCGCCGCCCUCGCCGCACGAGUCGUCCUCCGAGGCCAGCGAGGACGAGUCCGAGGACGAAGAGGAGGAGGAGGAGGAGGAAGCCGAGAAGGGCUACCAGGGCAGCAUCCUCGCCUCGUGCCUGCUCUCCGACAAGCGGUCGGGGUUCGCCGCCGAGCCGGAGCCGGCCUGUGAGCUGGGCCGCGCCCCCGGCCAGGGUACAGGCUUCGGAGGGUGGUACGCCGAUUCCGGCUACCAGCGGCCGCAGAAUCAGACCGUCGAGUGCGACGGUAAGAGCUACAUCCAGCUGGGUGCGGUGCCGGCGCGGCGAGAGCGCUCGCAGUUCUACCGGUACCAGAGGUUCACCGCGCUGCAUGCCACGCUGAUAAAGCUCAGCCGGCAUCGGCGCACCAUGGACCCGCUCCUGAGGAAGUCAGUGCUGCUCUUCAACACGAUGAGGCACAUCGAGAGGGAGUUGGAACAGGAGGGCCUCACUCUGGCGGCUGCCUUCAACCCGCACCAGUUCGACAGCGGUCCUCUAACGCUGGACCCGCCGCCGGUGCACUCUCCGCCGCCGGCGCCGCCGACACCGCCCCCGCCGGCGCCGCUGCCGCCGCCGCCCUCUGACGAGAUCAACUGGGGCUCUGUGCUGAGCCUGGGCAGCCAGCCGGACAUGGAGCUGCUGCCCUGCGACCCGGCGCCGCCGACACCGCACUGGCCGCUGCCGCCACUCUCCGCAGACGACGUGCUGCGAUCGGUGCCCGAGCGACGAGACGACCUGUCGCCGCCGCCGGCCGACACGGUCUCCCUGCUGGCGCUGUAGCGCCGCCCGCGCCACCUGGCGCCGCAGCUGUGAUAUUGGAGUACCUGGGUCGACCGCUCGGCGGCGCCGCUGUCGCGUCGCUCGCUCAAACGCGCCUCCGCAUGGCAGUGUCAAACCGGAUAGUACAAAUCGGCUCGCGCACGAGCGCACGCGGUGGGGAGGCGGGUAUCGGACUGGGGCGGCGGACCCAUUCCAGCGGACAUUAUCCAGUCGUCACAAGUGUCAUCGAGCGCACACAAUCAUGACAGGUCGCUCAAAUAGGCUCGAUCCGACGGUGCUCACAAAUGACGUUGCGAUGUAGUGGUUAGACGUGUUCAGCGCUGGCAGCCGCUCCUCAAGCUAUUCGACUCAUGAUCAUCCAAUGCGGAAUAUAUUAAGACUCAUGAUAGGCGUGGCCUUAGAGUCAACAUGUUCAUAACGUCGCAAUAGUCAGCAGUGGCACUCAAUUUGCUGAAAUUUUCUAUAAGUUUCUCAAGUGUUGCAGUUUCAGUGAGGCACAGUUUGGCCAUACGUUAUGUCGACUCAAACUCAUUUUUAUUGCCACAAAUGUCUGAGAUUGCUAAUCAAUAUUUGAGCAUCCAGUGUGCCAAUGACUUGAGCUAAAAAUAUGAAAGUCACGACUACGGGGAUUGUAUUGGCGACCGAGCUAUUUUGCUAAGUGAGUUUUAGUGUUACGUGUUGUACUCUUCGUGUCGCAGACAGAAGUCUGGGUGUCAUCGCCAUUAUGUAUUUAUUUAGCAGUGCGACUGUCCAGCCGUUAAGCGCGUAGGGUCACCGUUUCAGAUUGCAUGAUUCCUUUCCGGGAGGGAGAAGUUCAUCAGAUGUGUAUCUAUCGCUAUUGGGUCCGCCCCUCGAGGCCGAUCAUAAGAGCUGCGCAUACUUCUGUCUCAGCCAUGUCUUGGGGAAAUGUCAUAAUGUCUGCGUCUUCAUCGCCUCUCGCUGUGCCGUCGGCAGAGCUCGAAUCAAAGGCCGGUAGAGUUAGAGAUUGGGCGGCGGUGUGCCUGCCGACCGCUCCUCUUCAGGAGGUCCUCGGGCUGCUCAGCUCGCUCAGAGAGACCGCCUGCGGCCGGCGGUUCGUGAUCACACCCACUCGCGUCGGGGGACGCGAUUUCAAAUCAUCCAACAUCCAGAUUUAUAUCGUGUUUUGUACUAUUGUAAAUAUUUGUAUUCCGUUUCGGAAUAAACGUGAAAUCGUGAAUGCAAA